This is a messenger RNA of Closterium sp. Yama58-4, 2577 nucleotides long. NCBI's taxonomy places the organism in Eukaryota, Viridiplantae, Streptophyta, Zygnematophyceae, Desmidiales, Closteriaceae. The record is from the annotation of a GenBank genome assembly.
AUGGACGUCAACAAGUGUCAAGCAUCGGAUGUUAGACUGCCUGCCAUGUCGUUGAUCGAACGGCUGUCAGAAGAUCUUCUCGCCACUAUCCUUCACCUCGUUGGCCGACCUGACGGUCAGUUCCAACACGCGCUUGUGUGCAAGAAAUGGUAUCGCGUCGCCCAUCUCGUGCACGACCAAAUCCAGAUUCGCAAAAUCCGUCGCAUGCGUCCCCACGAGCUGCUCGCGCACCUCUCGUCAUUCCCAAGGCUGCGAAAGCUCGUCCUCGCCGAGGGCAGUCUCUCGUCCGUCCCUGACUCCCUCCUCUCGCGGAUAGCCGACUCGUGUCCAGAUCUGACGGACCUCCACGUCGAUUCGAUGGAACGGCUGUUCAGACGCGGGGGCUUUACGGAGAGAGGACUUUCUUAUCUUCUUGAGAGAUGCACUCGGCUGGAGAGCCUUCGGCUUCAUUGUCAGUCGAACCUAACCGCCAUUCCUUCGUCAAUCGGCGGCCUUGUUUCUCUUAAGAGCCUCCGGAUCGACGGCGGCUCUCGCCUCCCAGACGCGUUCACCUCGUUACAAGCACUAGCGCAUCUCGAGAUUGAAAUGUACGGCCUGGAUGAGUUGUCUCAGGAUUUCGGCAACCUGAGGCUGUUGAAAUCGCUCCACCUGAACAACUGCAUGCGUCUCAGAUUCAUUCCCGAUUCUUUCGGGCAGCUUACCAACUUGACGCAUCUUUCCAUCCGCAGCUCCGGAAGUCUUCAGCUGCCCGAAUCCAUCUCCAACCUCUCAUCGCUGCUGACAUUCGAGAUCUCGACCUGCGAAGACCUUGCACCGCUGCCCGAGAGGUUUGGAAACCUGUCGGCGCUUGAAACCCUACGACUGGAGGAGGUGGGGGGGAUUACCGACCUGCCCGCGAGUCUUGGAAACCUGCAGCGGUUGCGGCUCCUCUCUGUGAUCAACUGCUGCGACAUUCACUCCUUGCCUGACUCCCUCUCGCAUCUGACGUCCCUCACGGACCUCAUACUGCUCGACCUGACGCUCGACCGCCUACCUCACGGCGUUGGUCAACUGCCAUGCCUGAGCAUGCUCAACCUUGACGUUGGCGAUCUCUUUCUCCUUCCGCCCUCCGCAUGCCUUGCCGCCAGUCUCAAAGAGCUCUCUCUUGAGAAUUCUAGUGCGCUACGUUCACUGCCCGAGGAGUUCGGGCAGCUGACUGCCUUGGAGUCCCUGGGCUUGGGUAAGCUUUCGCAGCUCGCCAGCCUGCCCGCAUCGUUUGGCAACCUGACGAGCCUUGCGGAGCUGGAAAUAGUGAACUGCAGCCUGCUGACGCAGCUUCCAGACUCCCUCACUCGGCUAUCUUCCCUUGAACUUCUGGAAAUCAGAUACUGCUGCAACCUGACGGAGUUACCACAGGGCAUGGGGGAUGGUCUGCGCAGCCUGCGCGAACUGAAACUGGUCGAGUGCACGGCUCUCACACUCCUCCCUCCAUCCCUCUCAAACCUCUCCUCUCUAGAAACCCUCGAAAUCCGUGAUGCACUUAACUUACACGGCACCCUGCCAGGCGGUUUUGCACGCUCCACAAGCCUCAAGAAGCUUGCUCUCUCCUUCCUGCCGCACCUGCCCGCCUCCCUCCCUGCCAUCGCCCGCACUCUCACCAGCCUCGAGCUGCUCAGCUGCAAUCAAAUCACGGCGCUGCCAGAGGAGAUCGGACACCUGGGAGCGCUCGAGAAGCUGAGGCUCUCAAAGCUACCCGACCUGAAGUCGCUCCCUCGCUCGCUAUGUCGGCUGCAGCGGUUGAAAUUUUUGGAAGUGAAUUCGUGCAGUGCGCUGCAGACGCUGUUUGGAGAUGAGCACCUGGGAACGGCCGGGCAUGACCUUGGGGGGAGAAUCACCUGCCUCAGCUUGGGGGGAGAAGCAUCCAGUAGUUUCAGCUGCAGGGGAACCGAGGAGACUGGCGAAUCUGUGUUCUUUCCAUCCCUGGAGGUUCUUAAGCUUGCGGCUCUUCCACUGCAGCUGCUCGGUCCGUCGCUGGGCUCCUUCCCAUCGCUGACCAAGCUGGAAAUCCUCGAAAUGCAUCGGCUCGUCUCGUUCCCGGACUCCAUCUCCCGCCUCUCUCGCUUGCAGUCACUUACAGUAUGCGAUGCCAAAAGCCUGCUAUCUCUGCCUGAGACACUAGGGAGGUUGUCGGCGCUCACAUCCCUUCAGCUCGACAAUCUUCUGAGCUUGACUGAGCUGCCCGAGUCGUUCGGGCAGCUGAAGAUGCUCCAAUAUUUGAGACUAUAUGGCAGCCCAGUCCUUGCCAGACUUCCCGACUCCUUCCCCAAUCUCUGCAGACUUGAGGUGUGCCGUUUUUCCAACAUCGGGAUCUCAUGCCUUCCUAAUGACUUCUGCAAGCUCUCUUCUCUGGAAGAGUUGAGCCUGCGUGAGUGCGGGCAGCUGGCUCGGUUACCCACGGGUUUGCAGCAGAUGGCGAAGCUGCUGGCAUGCACUGUCGAUGAUUGCCCGCUGCUGCAGGCAAGGGAGGUGGUGAUCUAUGGUACAGCGAACCUGGACGAAGGAGAGCGUGUGCCUUGGAGCAGGAGGAUGGUGGGAUAG